Molecule: messenger RNA, 1602 nt
Organism: Laetiporus sulphureus 93-53
Lineage: Eukaryota; Fungi; Basidiomycota; Agaricomycetes; Polyporales; Laetiporaceae
Exons: 2
Coding region: 1-1602 (533 amino acids)
Source: RefSeq, a predicted model, not a curated record
AUGCUCGCGACACUCUACCAUAUGUUUCAGCCCAUCGCCGGUGACGAUCCCAACCAGCAGUCGGAGAACGAUCAGGAACGCGAGGAAAAUGACAGUGCUGUCGUUUUGGAGAGGCCCGCUCAAUUGGACAGGAAAGCUUCGUCGACGCUGAGCCUCGCGAUGGACCGCAUGCGCGGGACCGCACCGUCUCGUAUCUCGUGGAAAGCACCAAGCUCGCUGGCCAGUCCUUCAUCGAUCCGGGACCCUACAUGGGGCACGCAAUACGAGACGCAUUCGGCCUCGGAACCAUCCUUACUGCUCCUUAAUAAUGCUACUGUGCAUAAGACGGCUUCUGUCAGGCGUCACAGCUCGCAAUCCUUGCGCACUCAGUCUGCGACUGGUUCAGAGACCUCAGAAGGACAGAGCGCCGCGGACCCGAUGCAUACGAGGCAGCUCUCUGCCUUAAGCGAUCGAGUGCACUUCCGGGUCCCUACCUCUCGACGCCCUUCUGUCGACUCAUUGCCACUCACGCCCGAUUCGGCCCGGACCCAUGAUGGCCAUGCCGCCAUAGGACUAUCUGCAUUUCCCUCUGCAUUCAUCAACCGGCCGCUGAAGCGCACCGGUAGUGCUGCAUCUACCAGCACAUUCCUUUCCACUGUAUCUGCUGCUCCGCCGCCCUCCAUUCCUCCUCUCGACCUGCGUCCCAACUUCCAAAGCACGCUGAGCGUCGCUCCACGGAAGUCGCGCCUUCCAGCACCAACGCUGCCCACGGUAGUAGGCAGCCCUCACCCUGCCAAAUACUCCGUCAUAUACGAGGACAACUCUUCGGUUCGCACGUCCAGCUUCAUCACCGCGCCUUCCGUGCACACGCCCACUCCCGAGCCGGACCUGCCACACGAGGUGGUUGCCCAGGACUAUGCCGUCUCAGUCGUACCUAGUACGGAGGCGACGCCGGCCGUGCGCACGAGCGGACUCCCGGAGGGUCUGUAUGAUGCAGACUCGAAUACGCAGUCGCGACGCAGCACUCCGGACAACACGCAAAACGGGCAGCUCGAGCCUCUUCUCUCACCACCUGCCAUGCCGCGGCCCCGCUCUCCAUCAAACGACUCCGAGUCCUAUAUUUAUAACCGCUGGCUCAGGGGCGUCUCGUUCGGCAGCACACGCCCAGUCCUCGAGCGGGUGAAGCGCGAUCGCCUGCGGUUUAACCUGGCGUGCGUUCUAUUCUGGGUGGGUUUCAUCGGCCCGUGGUGUUGGUUGAUCGGGGGCUGGUUGCUCUCCAGAGACGGGCUCUUCACACAGGACGAGCAGCGUGCGUAUCCUGUACUGCCCAUGUGGGUUCACAAGGGCAAGGAGCGUGCAGACCACGCCGACCGGGACAAAGUAAUUGUUAGAAAGCACACGGGAGUCAAGCUGUGCUACCCGCUUGUCGCACCAUCGGCGGAGGGUUUGGCGCCAUCCGUCGCUGGAUCCGUGCUCUCAAUUGGGAAAUUUAAGCCAAAGAAUUGCACGGAACGACGUGUUGAUCCAUGGGUCUUGCGUUGCCGCUACGCUGCUGUCACGAGUGGGGUCCUUCUCCUGGCCGCGUGCAUCGUCGCGGUCGUCGUGGCCUGCACUUAUUCAUAA